Plutella xylostella (diamondback moth) is the source of this 777-nucleotide messenger RNA. RefSeq names its product selenoprotein M. Gene Ontology annotation, cellular component: endoplasmic reticulum lumen. Gene Ontology annotation, molecular function: oxidoreductase activity. NCBI's taxonomy places the organism in Eukaryota, Metazoa, Arthropoda, Insecta, Lepidoptera, Plutellidae. The record is from RefSeq and is a predicted model, not a curated record.
AUUGUCAAUUUGUCAUUCACUUUGUGCGAUUUGCUGUUGAUCACAUAUUUUUACUUUCGAAUUUUUAAUUUUUCCAGGUUAAUUCAGUAAUAACAAUGAAGUCCUACAUUCUCAUACUGUCAUUGUUUAUUGCUUCAAUACAAUGUUACUCUGAAUCGGACAUUAUUUCUGCAAGGAUAGAGACGUGCCGCGGCUGCUCGCUGAACCGGCUGCCGCAGGUGAAGCAGUUCGUGAUGCAGGACGCGCCGCAGUAUGAGCGGCUGGAGGUGAAGUUCAUCACGGGCGCCGCCCCCGAGCUGGUGCUGCUCGGAGACGCGGACCAGGAGCUGGAGCGCCUGCCGCUGUCGCAGCUGUCCCGCGACGAGUGCAAUGACCUCGUCAAGAGCAAGGGCUUUGAGAAGAAACCAACCAAAUCAGAGUUCUAAGUUUGUAAUUGUGAUUUAGAUUAUGUAGGUGUUGGUCAAGAUUUAAACGCUAAGCCGAGUUAAAUACUUACGUAAAUAUUUCAUAACGCCCAUGCUCCAAUUGAAGGACUGUCAAUAAUCCUUCCUACUCCCACUUAAGUAAAAUCAAUUAUUAUGAUGGGUGUUUUGGUGUUAAAUGUAUUUUUUCUAUGUGAUAUCAAUACCGAUAAGCCACAUUUAGAUUUUAAUUUAUGAACAAAGUUUGUGUAGUAAAUGUACAUUCCAGAAUGAUGUUUUCAUCAAAUUAAGACUUCUAGGUAGUUAUUGUAAAUGUGUAAUGAUUUUCCGAAAUAAAAAGAAGUUUUUGAUUUAA